This is a messenger RNA of Tuber aestivum (summer truffle), 2094 nucleotides long. NCBI's taxonomy places the organism in Eukaryota, Fungi, Ascomycota, Pezizomycetes, Pezizales, Tuberaceae. The record is from the annotation of a GenBank genome assembly.
GGGCAGUUGUCUUGUAAUUCUUAUCGGCCUUUUCCCCCUAAUCUCACCCCCUCUCCCGUUCCGCCGAGACCUUCCUGCCCGUCACGCCUUACCUACAACUUGGCAACAUACUCGAGUACUUAUACCACAACACAUUCCCCUUCAUAUUUGUUAGGCCCUUGCGGUUGAGGUACAAAUACAACCAUUUUCCCCCGUGCUUCCGGCAAAAAACCAUAGCCAUAGACAACCUUUACAGAAGAUGAUCGGAAAUGGAACCUCGAGGCAAUCCCAAACUCGUAAUUCCCUCAUUCUCCCCCCUCCCCUUGUUUAUCCACUCCAUCACGAAAGGAUUACGGGGACUGACUUUCCACCCCGUUUCUAUAGCUCGAGCGAUUUGCUGUAGCUCGUCUUCAGUACACGGUUAACGAGCUCCAGACCAAGGUCGAUCACGACAGAAAUCUCGUGCCCCCGGUGCGCAAAGUUUUUCAUUGUGUUGCCGAUGAAUCGGUGCUCACGGCAAAAAUUGCCGGAUUUAAGGCAUGGGUUAGUGAGGGCUUUAUUACACUCGCUGUACCAUUUUGCAGUAAGUUUUCCCGAAUUUCACACCCUCCCUACUCGUUCUAGCUUAUCUUCCGAUGGAAGCUCACUUAGUCGUUUGUAACAGCUUUGGAUGCGCUCGAUGACACGAAGAAGGGGACAGAUCCCAAGAAUGUCAAUUCUAGAGAGACUAUUCGCUAUCUCGAACGUUGCCAAGUUAAGCCUAUCCGGGGGGCAAAGGUGUUGAGUGCGGGAGAGAUGUUCGCGAACUGGAUGGAAUGCGAGCAGUUUCGGUUGCCGGAGAAUUUGGCUCCUUCGUCCUCCCUUCCGGUGGCGGUGGACGGUAGCGGUGGUGGACUCGGAGCGGUGCCCCCGCCGGUGUGGAUUCAGAAGAUUCUCAACUCCACGCUUUACAAAAUACAUAACUCGGGGGAACGAAGAUCUGUUUCGGAGGAUGGUGUGGAAGAUCCAGUCGUCCUAGUUACCAACUAUGAAGAGCUCCGCAAUUGGGCUGCCCUAUUUGGCGUUCAGGCCGUCGACCUCGCUACCAUUGAGGGGAUGAUUGAUGCCGAGAGCUGGGAUUUCCAAAGCAGGAAGCAGAGAUACGAAGCUUUGAUAAACCCUGCCUCUCCAACUGGCGCGGGUCGUGGCGGGAGGUUGGGCAGCUUCAGUAAAGGCGGUGGCAGGGGUGGCGGAAGGGGUGGAAGGCGUAAUAGCCGCACUAGCGAACAGCCCGCUGAUCCUGAGUAUUCUAGGGGAAACCAUUCCGCAGCCAGCUACACCCUUCGCGGACCACCCCCCGGAGGAGUCGCUCGAGGCCGCGGAAGGCUUUGGGAGCCAUAAUCAUUCACUUGCUUCCGGCUCCAUUUACUCGCACAUGGGGAGGAGGGCACCUGACCGCGAACACCGGGAAACCCCUUGGGAACAAACAAAAGGCGGCUAGUUAUAUCAAAUACCUCACGGGAUCGAACGACUGCCCAGCGAUACCUGGACAAUGUAUUCAUAGUCCUACUGCGCCACACCCACCAGAUAUCGACCAGGCGGCUAGCUAGCGGGGACUCGUCACACACCUGUUUAGCCAAUUGCACGGAGUGGCUUACUAUCUAUCGUCUUGAAUUGUCUGAAAACAGAUAUUUAGUGGUAAAGCACUGGGCAACGAACGGGGCCUUUUAUCCUCCAAUCAUAUAUUUUUCAUUGAUACCAUGUUCUGCACCUAGGGUUUGCGGCUUUCCUUCUUGGUUUGUCAUUUAUCAUGGUUCCUUUCCUUUCCUUUCCUUUCCUUCUCACUCUUGCGCAUGUCCUUUUGCGAGUAUGGUGUGAUGCUAUGUACCUGCCUGCCCACGUCUCUUGUGAGGUGUUUAAUUUUUUUUAUAUAUUUUUGUUUGUUUUUUUCGGGGGAAAAAUGUAGUCACAUCUUGGAGAAUCCCUAUGCUGUCAAGGUUUUCUUUUCUUUUCUUCUUCUUUACUCCCCUCAUAUCUAGUUUGGUGGUUACAAACGAAAGCAGUAAUUGUUUGCUGUAUCUGACUUCUGUCCUUCAAACAAGUUAGUUACUAUUGAAUGAACUCUAUCCUAUGGUG